AUGCGUUUCUCGACAAUUCUCUCGGCCCUCGUGCUCUCUAGUACCGCGCUGGCAAAGCCCGCCCCCCAAGUCUCCCCAUCUUCACAGGAAGGCGACCAGCCGAAGGGGCAAACUGUUGCACAGGUACCGACAGGAUCAGCGCCGGAGCCCACGACGACUGUGCUUGCUGAGCCGACUGCCAACAGUUAUGUUGAGCAGCAGCCUGAGGAAGAUGUAAAUGAGCCGCAAACGACGACGCAUGCCCCUGCUGCAACGACGAGCCAGGGGAACACAGAGGAACAGGGAAGCGGCCUAGACGACGUCUUGUCCUCUGUUCUUCCUUCUCCAAGCUCCGAUGAUGCCGAUGAAACUGCUGCUCCUCACGACACUAGCGCCGCCUCUGACGACUCUGCUCCUACCUCCGAAGCUUCAGCCCCAACAAGUGCACCAACUAAGCAGCCUACGACCACGGCCAGCAACCCCAAAGCUACCUCGACCUCCUCCGGCGACAGUGGUAACAUCCUGGAAGGGCUCAUUCCAGAUGGGACGUCUGGAAACCCAUUGACCGAUUUGGGAAAUGCUCUUUCCGGCAUUACCGGCUUGCUCUCACCCACGCUGAUCAAGGAUAUCGAGUCGUUCUUCCACCACGUUGCCUACUUGCUUGAUGACAAGACUACCGAACAGGCCAAGUCUUUAAUCAAUCUCGCAUCUGGUCUGCUGACCCAGAACUUGAUUAACAAGCUCGAAAAUCUUCUCGACAGUGCAAGCGAUCUAUUGACGCCGGACUUCGUGAAGGAACUCAAGCAACUGCUCAACAACGUCAUUCCGCUGUUGACGCCUGAUCUCUUUAAGCAGAUCUCUGCGCUCUUGGAGAAUGGCAACGAUCUUCUGACGGCCGAAUUUGUCAAGGAAGUGAAUGCUCUGAUUGGAAACGCCAACCACUUGUUGACAGCAGACUUCGUCAAGGAGGUCAACUCUCUUAUCCAGAACGCCAAUGGCAUCUUGACCUCCGACUUCAUGAAGGAGGUCAACGGCUUGAUCGGAAACGCCAACAGCCUGUUGACUGCAGACUUCGUGAAGGAGGUCAAUGGAUUGAUUGGAAACGCAAACAACCUAUUGACCGCCGACUUUGUCAAGGAGGUCAACGCCAUCCUGGUCAACGGCAACCACUUGUUGACUACAGAGUUCGUCAAGGAGGUCAACACGCUGAUUGGAAACGCCAACAACCUGCUGACAGCCGAGACCGUGAAGGAGCUCCGAGCAUUGCUCGAGGCUGCUGGUCCUCUCCUGACACCUGACUUGGUGCACGAACUCAGCACUCUUGUCCAGAAUGCUAUCAGCUUGCUGAGCGCGGACUUCGUGAAGAACACCAAGGGAUUGAUCAACACCGUCUCACCAGUGAUCACGAAGGGCUUCCUUUCCGAAGUUACGGGUCUGGUCGGCAACGCCGGCGACCUUCUGACCCCCGAAUUCGUCAACGACACCCAGGGCUUGAUCGAGGCCGUCGGUCCUCUGCUCAGCCCAGCCCUCUUCAAGCAUAUCAGCACCCUCCUGGUCAACGCCAACGACCUGCUAACAGCCGACUUCGUCAAGGAGACCCGCAGCCUGAUCGGCGCCGUCGCACCAGUCCUGACCCCCGAUGUCCUCAAGGAGGUCGCCACCCUACUAGGCAACGCCAACGACCUGCUCACCAAGGACUUCGUCGACGACACGCAAGGCCUCAUCGGCGCCGUGGCACCAGUCUUCACACCAGAACUCCUCAAGGAAGUCAGCGGCCUCCUCAACAACGCCAACGACCUCCUGACAUCCGACUUCGUCGACGAAACCAAGGGCCUCGUCGGCAACGCCGGCGAUCUGCUCACCAAGGAUUUCGUCAAGGACACACGCGGCCUGAUCUCCGAGCUCGGGCCCAUCGUCGACGACGGCGCAAUCGGCUCCCUCCUCACAAACGCAAACAACCUGCUCACGCCGAAAUUCGUCAACGAGACGUCCGGCCUCAUUAGCGAAAUCUCGCCUGUCAUCACAUCUGACCUCCUGAAGGAGGUCGGCGACGUCCUGGACCACGCUAACAAGCUGCUGACUGAGAGGUUCGUCGAGGAGACACAGAACCUCAUUAGCAAUGUUGGCCCUGUUAUCACGCCUAACCUCCUCCACAAUGUGACGUUCCUGGUUGGAAACGCCACGGGUCUCCUGACGCCCAACUUUGUGAACGAGACGAAGAAUCUCAUUGAUGAGGUUGCGCCGAUUAUCACGCCUGAGCUGCUAGGCCAGCUUGGUGGGUUGCUUAGCAAUGCCAACGACCUGCUGUCGAGGAAGUUUGUCAAUGAGACGCAGACUUUGAUUGAGGAUGUUUCGGAGUUGCUUCCUGCUUUGGUUCAGAUCCUGGGUAACCUAUGA
Aspergillus mulundensis is the source of this 2376-nucleotide messenger RNA. RefSeq lists its product as uncharacterized. The record is from RefSeq and is a predicted model, not a curated record. The transcript is spliced from 2 exons. NCBI's taxonomy places the organism in Eukaryota, Fungi, Ascomycota, Eurotiomycetes, Eurotiales, Aspergillaceae. Bases 1 to 2376 code for a protein of 791 amino acids.